Messenger RNA from Scutellospora calospora, 911 nucleotides. NCBI's taxonomy places the organism in Eukaryota, Fungi, Glomeromycota, Glomeromycetes, Diversisporales, Gigasporaceae. The record is from the annotation of a GenBank genome assembly.
UAAUUAAUGCGGAGGUAGAUUCCAGAUUUUGCAGCAAAUCAUGGUAUGAUAAUGGCUUGCACGUUGAGGUCAAUAACAUUAAAAAAGUUGUUAUGAAUGAGAUAAUCUCUGCUCAUUCAUAUUCACUUAAUGAUGAGCAACAUCCAUUCGUUCUCCCAAAAUACAUUAGCAAUCUUAAAAAAUUAAACUUGCCAGCUUGGGGAUUCACACAAAGACUUGUAGAUGUAUUUUGUGGUAAUGAAAAUGAGCAAAUAUUUCAUGCAUAUGCAUGUCCAUGUCUUUUAUCAUAUACAACUAAUAUCUGUUUUAUUUGUAUGCAAUCGAUAUUUGUUUUAAUAGAUGAUAUCGUUCCACGCUUUGCCUACAGAAAAAUAAAAUUAUUCUUGCUAUUAAGUCUAGUUUCACUUUCCGAAAAACAGUCAAAAAAGCACUGCAUCUCCCCAAGCAUCCAUAUCAUGAUUAUCAGCGAUGGAUACAAUUCAAUUAUUCCUAAAAUGAUAAGACAUGUAUCAAAGUUGAAAAGGCACGAGGAAUGGACAUAUGGCAACGGCCAAAAGAAACAACCACUUUUUAUUAUUCAGAAUGGGCAAGGUCCUACGAAGGAAAAUUUUAUUGAGUCUACUAUCCUUGCAAGGUCACAAGGCGGUAUCCUCAUGGUCAAUUUGGACUCUUUGAGUAAAAGAGAUGUAGAGUCACUGCGACUUGACCUACCGGCAAAGGUAUCAACCUCAGGUCGGCAGACGGUGAAGGAAUUGAGUACGUUUGAUCUUGUUGUAUACCUUAAAGAAUGUGUUGAUUCUGAAGCCAAUGGUUUGUUAGUGGACCAUUUACUUGAUAAAAAGAUUUUAGAGUCUGAAAAUGAUAAAUUCAAAAAAGAACAAUUCGGCUUAUCCUUUAAUGAUUUCCGUCAG